AUGACUGUUAAGCCUGAUUUUCAUCAGCUCUGCUCAAGUGAUUUUAUUCGAAAUGAUCGCUGGUUACUCUAUUUCCGGUUUGCCGCAGUCACCACGGCCUCUUUCUCUUUUUAUACUGGUGAUUUUCGUGCAUCUUCCGGUUCUAGUUUAUUUUCUCUUAUAAAAACACUAUGUGAAACAGCCAACACAACUGUUAUCAAUGCCGUAACUGUUUUCGGUGCCACAGAAUUAGUGAAUGCAUAUCCGAUGCCACGUAUAUUAUUCGAAAAUAAGACGACUGAACUGGUACAACAAUUUCAAAACGAAACACAAGCUUCUUUUUUGACUCUGUUCUCUCAAAUAAGCACGGUGAUUCGAGAUAAUCAAUUCUACUCUCCCAUAAGCAAUGCAGCUGCUCCAUUGGCCUCGUCUGAUCGUACACAAGUUCGGUUACGUCUGCGAAACAUAUACCCUUCGGGACCUGUCUGCUCAUGCGCCGUGUCCAGUGAAUGUACUCGACCACAAGGGUUCUAUUGCAAUGCUAGCGCAUGCCAUAGUAUCAGUGUACAACCGAACGUUACUAUUCCCGGUAUGUUUUUGAGCUGCACACCCAUAGACUCGUUACUAUUCUCAACACUUACCUGUCUCUACAACCAAUCAUGUAUUCAAUUUCUGCUUGAUUGGCGUUUAUUUGGCAUUAUUGGUAAGGUGUUUCCGAUCGAUCCUCGUGGAGCCAACACAACAGCACUCGACCCAGAUUUACCAAGUCGAUUUUUACCCAAUUCCACAUUUGAACCACUAGUAUUAAACAUGUUUAUCGAAAACUGGACAUCAUCCAGUAAUUACAGCACCUACUAUACAACCUGCAAUCCUGACAGUUGCACAUACACAUAUGAUCAACGAUAUGCUCUUGUUGCUGCCAUUACAGUUCUCAUCGAACAAUGGUGGGGUUAUUUGUGGGGACUGGAUGCUGUGACCAAUUUUCUGGAUCUUCAACUUCUUAGCACUCAGUUUCGUCUUCUUGCAUCAUUAUGUUCAUUAGUACAGCAAUCUAUCGACAAUGACACAAGUGCAUUUCUUACCAAUAAAUUAGUUACUCUAGAAGCAAUGUCGUUCAGUUUAUUUCAAGCUCAAACUGAUUCCCUUACAGCCGCAUUUAUUGCUCAAACACCAGAUAAAUUUCGUCGUACUCAAUCGUUCAUUUAUGAAACAUUUCGCGCAAAUCAGCUGUUGACUAUAUUUGGAACAAAUUGGCAAUUAGCUUACACAACUGCAGCAAAUAAUUACAUUAUUGGUACUGUGCCACGUACUUCGUUUGGGAAUAAUUAUUCAUGUAUCACAUCAUUAGACAGCUUCUCGCGACCUUUGUAUAUUGAUGCGAAUUCUAACACAAUAGCAUUACCUGGUGUGGUGGCUAGUUGUUUACCAAUUGAUGGUAUUCGUCUGUCUACUCUAGAAUGUUUCUUUAAUUCAAACUGUAUUCUUAACUUGACAAGCAUUGCAUCUACACGCAGUACCACUAUUUGGAUUGCCAAACCGCUGAAUGCUUCAACACCCAGUAAUUAUACUUCAAAUACUCUCAUAGGCAGCCUCAUUGAUAGUUUAUUCGUGGAAGAUUGGGGAAUUCAAAGUAAUUAUUCAAGCUACUACGCUUCGUGUGCUCCAUAUUCGUGUUCAUACAAAUAUAUUGAUCACAACACAAUACUCUAUAUAAUCACCACUAUGCUUGGACUGUAUGGUGGUUUGGUAGUGAUUCUUCGUUUUGUUGUCUGGUAUGGAUGGCGUAUAUAUCGAAAGAUAAUGGGAUGGAUACAAACCGCUCCUCAUGCAACAUCAGCACGUGUAGUUCCCUUUCAGCCCACCAUUGAUAUUGGAUGA
Messenger RNA from Adineta steineri, 1857 nucleotides. Lineage: Eukaryota; Metazoa; Rotifera; Eurotatoria; Adinetida; Adinetidae. The record is from the annotation of a GenBank genome assembly.